AUGAAUGCUUUGCGUCGAGCCGAAGUGAACCUGCGCAGGCUCGAAGAAGACCAGAAUGAGAAGCGUGCAGAUGGCGAACCGUCAAUGAGAUCAGGCAGUAAUUCAUGGCAAAACCCACAUCUGGAAGGAUUUCGUGCCGAAGCGCUUGAGUAUCUCUGUAAAGAGAAGGAAGGGUACAUGACAACAAACAUUCUGUACCAAUUUUGGAUCCAAGAGGCGUCAAAGAACCGCAAGUUGUGUGAGUCUAAACGUGAUGAGUUGCAGGCCUAA
Molecule: messenger RNA, 270 nt
Organism: Peronospora farinosa
Lineage: Eukaryota; Oomycota; Peronosporomycetes; Peronosporales; Peronosporaceae
Source: the annotation of a GenBank genome assembly